AUGAUCGAGGCACUCGUGGAGAAUUUAUCGCCCGGUCGGGCUCUGUUGUGGUGCGUAGGUCUGUUCACGGCCUAUUGCAUCUUCCUCAAGCUCCAGGCUUCGGCGCAGAUCGCUCGUCAGGGUCUUCGUGCGCCCAAGGUCAAGUUCCAUCUUCCGUAUGCUCUUGACUUCAUGUACAAGGGCCAUCAGGCCAACCUCAAAAACGAGGAUCUCAAGUUCUGGGACGAAACCAUCAUGGGGGCUGGUGGCCGUGACAACUGCAAGACCGCCGAAGUUGAUGCUGGUAUCUCGUCUCGCAUUGUUCUCACCAAGGACCCGGAGAAUAUCAAGGCCGUACUCACCGGCCAAUUCGCCGAUUAUGGCAAGGGCGAGACGUUUCAUCGCGAGUGGAAGGAAUUCCUCGGCGAUAGUAUCUUUGCAACGGAUGGUGAGCUGUGGUCGCGUUCUCGCCAGCUCAUCCGUCCGAUGUUUGCGCGCGAGCGCCUCGUCGACACGGAGAUCUUCGAAAAGCAUGUACAAAAACUCAUCCCUCUCCUCGGAAAGAACCCGGGUGGUGGUCGCAUUGUCGAUGUUGGAUCGCUGUUCUUCCGAUACACCCUUGACGCCUCGACCGACUACCUUCUGGGCCAAGGAACCGACAGUCUCGAGAAUCCUGCUACUCGCUUUGCCGAGGCCUUCAGAUACGUGCAACAACGCCAAGCUGAGCUGUUCCGAUUUGGCGUUUUCAACUUCGCAAUGUCACGUACCGAGUUCCGUCGCAAUUUGAAGAUCAUGGACGACUUCAUGCAGCCCUAUAUCCAGACCGUCCUCAGCAUGUCACAAGAUGAGCUUGACCAAAAGCUUUCCAAGCGAGACACGUUCUUGCACGCCCUUGCCCGUUUCACUCGUGACCCCAAGGUCCUUCGAGACCAGCUUGUGGCUGUUCUCCUUGCAGGUCGCGACACCACCGCCGCCACUCUUGCAUUCUGUCUCUUCGAGCUCGCACGCCACCCAGAGGUCGUCGCCAAGCUGCGUGCCGAGAUCAAGGAGCGUCUCGGUGUCGGUGCCGAUGGCCAGAAACCCACCUAUGAUGACCUGAAGACGAUGAAGUACCUCAACGCCGUAAUCAACGAGACCAUGCGAUUUUACCCAGUCGUACCUUUCAACGUGCGUUUCUCACUCAAGGAUACCACAUUACCUCGUGGUGGUGGACCAGACGGACAAUCCCCCGUUGGUGUGCGCGCCAACUCUCGUGUGAUCUACUCCACUCUUCUAAUGCAGCGGGAUCCGGAUCUCUAUGACAAGCCCGGAUCAAAGAACUACUUCAACCCCGAGCAGUGGAUUCCCGAGCGAUGGGUGGAGGGAUGGUCGCCACGCCCGUGGCAGUUCAUUCCGUUCAACGGCGGUCCUCGUAUUUGUAUCGGUCAGCAAUUUGCGACGAUCGAGAUGGGGUACACCAUCAUUCGGAUUCUGCAGGCGUAUGAGAAGAUUAUUGCCAUGCCGGUUAGUGGGGAGGAUCGCGUGAAGGACCCUGUGAUGAGAUUUGAGGUGACGCUCAGCCCUGGCGCCGAGUUCAACUGUAUCUUUCUUCGAGAGGGCGAGGACUUGAAGGCGGGUCUCUGA
Messenger RNA from Penicillium diatomitis, 1602 nucleotides. Its product is annotated as cytochrome P450. The record is from RefSeq and is a predicted model, not a curated record. Lineage: Eukaryota; Fungi; Ascomycota; Eurotiomycetes; Eurotiales; Aspergillaceae. Bases 1 to 1602 code for a protein of 533 amino acids. Gene Ontology annotation, molecular function: monooxygenase activity; heme binding; iron ion binding. The transcript is spliced from 3 exons.